Molecule: messenger RNA, 3753 nt
Organism: Lytechinus pictus (painted urchin)
Lineage: Eukaryota; Metazoa; Echinodermata; Echinoidea; Temnopleuroida; Toxopneustidae
Exons: 7
Coding region: 85-1575 (496 amino acids)
Source: RefSeq, a predicted model, not a curated record
ACAAUAGCCAAGUCGAAUAACUCGUACACAUAUUAACCUCAGCGUGCAACAAACGGUCUAAUAAAUAAUACAUCAAACUAUUACAUGAAAAGGAUUUUUGAACCUCCAUUAUUUAGUAAAAGGUGCUAUUCGGGGGAGUAUUAUAAGAAGUGGCAUUUCAUCAUGAAUUCGUAUAUCGUUUAUAUUAUUCUGACAUGUAUCAGCGUACGACCGAACUUUGCUUUGGCUCAAGAUUACACCUAUCUCGGAUGUUUCUAUGACAACAACAGAAGAGAAGCUUUGCCGGAUCUGAUUUACUGUGAAAGAGAUAUAUACCCUUACGAUACAUGUCAGAAUACCUGUGGACCACAAGCUCAGUACUGUCAAUCUCAAGAGAUGACAAUUGAACUAUGCAUAUAUAUUUGUGCUGAUCAGAACAUGAGAUACUUUGGAAUUCAAGCGGGUUCUCAGUGCCUUUGUGGAGGAUUUUUUGCGCCUUAUAACUUCUUGGGCCAACCAGAUGGCAAUGAUACAUGUAACAGAAAUUGUUCAGGAAAUUCAAGUCAAUUGUGUGGAGCAGAUUUUCAAGCUAGCGUCUAUCAAAUAAAUGAAUCACCAUCAGACUGUUUUAAUCCAGGAUACGUUCUAAACGGCGACCAAUCACAGCAGGAUAGUUCUUUAUACAACGCGAGUGACGUCAUCGAUUUCGCUCCUGUCUGUCCACCACCGAGUAUCAAAGAUGGCGCCGCAUCAAUCACGUGUACUCCAUCCGGGAACUGGACAAACACUCCUCCUACCUGUACGAUCAGGUGUGCCACGCCCACUGCACCUAUGUAUGCUAGUUUCAGCCCAUGGCAGACACUGAAUAACAACUACGCGGUCGAUGAUGAAGUGUUCUUUGAUUGUGAUAUGGAUCCUUCGAGGACGAAUCAAACAUUGACCUGUGGUUACUAUGGUGACUGGGAGACACUGGCCUCAGAUUGUCCAGAAACCCCGCCACCGACCACUGCAGCAACACCAAAUUCAGCGUCUACAACUGCAAUAACAAUAUCAACGCCUACAACUGCAACAACAACAACCUCAACGCCUAAAAUGCCAACAACCGGAGCAACCGCCACUUCUCAGGGAGCAUAUCAACCGACUUCGAUGUCGCCCUUCUCAUUGAAUCCGCCAUCACAAACGAGCAGAGAUGAUAUCACGUCGGAACCGACGAUCAUGAUGACAUCAUCAGAUGGGGGACGAGGUUCAUCCUUGGACACGACCCCAUGGAUUAUUGCUGUAGUUGUCCUAUCAUGCGCUCUCCUGGUCUUUGCCAUCCUUUUUAUCUUCACAUACCGACUAGUGAAGCGUAGUACAAAUCCCUCAUCAGAUAUGAGGGUAAGACAUCGCCAGUCCCCCGGAUUCAAUUCUGAAAGUCUAGAAAUGGCAAAACCAGUACCAUACGACACUGCCAUUAUCAAGACAGGAUCUGCACACCAAGUUAAUGAAAGUAGCGGCAAUGAAUACACAAGUGAUGCCGGUGAUAUGAAAGAACACGCUUACGAAGCUCUGGAGGGUCGUCCUGCCAAUUUUGUUGACAAAGAUUUUACUUGUUGAACGGAAAUAAAAUCUAAAUCUAAAAUAUACUUACGAGAUCAAUAGUCUGUAAGGUGGACUGAACACGAGAUCAAGAAUUUGUAGCGUGGACCGUCAUUCACGAAAUAUUAAAAGCUUUAUAAAUAGUGAUGAAAAUAAACAGCUUCAUAGAAAAAUAAUGAAGAUCAUCAAAGAUAGAUCAGGAGUUGAGAUGGUUGUGGGAGAGGCAAUUGAGUCAUUUGUGAUAGGAUAUAUGUUUUUCAGCCCAUUUAUGGUUGCUUCAACAAUUCAAAAUGAUUGUCCAGUUGGUUAUAUUUGUUUGGUAACGUAUAAGUUUCUUAAAAACUCUUCACGCACUUUAAUUUUGUAUGAAAUAAAAAAUGUUGUUGGUUUAUAUUUAUGGGAAAAUGAGAACUUUUGAUCGGGACAGAAGUGUAAUCAAAAUAAAUAUUGCUUCACAACUCUUUUAAAGUACAUAUACGCUCCAACGAUUUGAACAAAAAAAAAAUGUUUGCCUCACUGGCAUGAGCACGUAUGUAUUUUUUUGUUUUUUAAUGACAUGAUUAUGCACUUGCUGCCAAUUUUUUUGACAAAGAUUUUACUUACGAGAUCAAUAAUCUGUAGGGUGGAAGGAACAGUAUGGCGGCGUGCAGAUUGAUUCACGGAAUCUUAAAAUCUUUGUAAAUAAUGAUAAAGAUAAACAGCUUAAUAUAAAAAAUGAUGAAGAUCUUUAAUAAUAGAUCAGGAGUUGUGAUUGUUGCGGGAGAGGCAAUUGAGUCAUUUGUGAUAGGAUAAAUGUUUUUCAGCCCAUUUAUGGUUGCUGACAAUUAAUUAAAAUGAUUGUCAAGUUGGCUAUAUAUUCAUUGUUUGGUAACGUAUUAAUUUCUUGAAAACUCUUCACGUACUUUGAUUUUGUAUGAAUUGAAACAUUUUGUUGGUUUAUAUUUAUGGGAAAAUGAGAACUUUUGAUAGGGACAGAAGUGUAAUCAGAAUAAAAUAUUGCUUCAUGACUCUUUUCUCAGCAAUUGAUGCAAUUAUGAAAGAACCACUCUGAUUGGUGCCUGGUAAGUAUUUUUAACAAAGUGCGCAUGCGUAAAUGAUCCGCCGAUGGCCGAUGGCGGUCGCAAAAAAUAACAUUGGAAGCUGUGGCAGUGUAGCACUGCAGCCUAACAAGUUCCCUUGAAUGAUGAGAUCAAUAGGAUUGAGAAUGUUAACGUAUUUGUACAAGAUGACCUAUACCGUAAACUUUGAAAUCCCCAAACACCAAGAGAGAGAAAGAAAGAGAAAGAUGGGGGGGGGGGGGGGGAGAAACCGAAUUACCUCAUCCGUUGCAGGUAAUUUUCGUUUUCAUUUGAAAGGGCUAUCGACAUUUCGUCACUUAGUUAUGAAUAUUAUACAAUUUAGAAUGAUUUUAAAGUACAUAUACGCUCGACGAUUUGAAAAAAAAAUUAAUAAACAAUUCUUGCCUCACUGGCAUGAUCACGUAUGUAUUUUUUUUUAAUGACAUGAUUAUGCCCUUGCUACCAAUAUUAAUAUCAUUAUGUUGUGCUUUCCUGUAAAUUCGAUGUUGGCCUAAAGAUCUGUACUUCGGCCUCCUGGCCGCAAUAAUUUAUAUUCUAAGUAUGGUUGAAUAUUUUUUUUGGUAAGAUUCAAAGUUUGAAAAAGUUACUAAUCACUCAAUUUUUUUAGGGAGGUAUACCUGUUUUCAGGUCCAUUUAACAUCUGAUCUCUUUUGUAUAAUAACAAUUACAAUUUAAAGCGCUUAGAAAUAUCAAAGGGGAAGUUCACUCUAACAAACAAUUUAUUGUAAAAAUACCAGUCGAAGAUUUGAGAAAAAAUCCAUCAAAGAAUCAACAGUUAUCAGAAUUUUAAUUUUAACGUCAUAUGCAAGCAGCUUUCCUACCUAUCGUAUGGUUAAAAAAUCAAUGAAAUGUAAUUUUCUCAGAACAUUGAAAAUGGUUUUCAGUGUACAUUCAGCGUAUCAAUAGUCAAAUCAUUUCACAUCCGUUUCUAAAACAAAACAAAACAUAUUCACCUUUAGCAUAGCCUAUUGUCUGCUGCUUUGUUGGGAAGACGAAAUAUAUUUUUUUUCCAACGAACGUCCAGUAGUUUGAAAUCAAGCAUAUUUUCAUGCAAUUUUUUCGACAUUGUGUAAUUCAUAUUUUACGCGUAAAGGAUAUUCAAGUAAUGAACUUUUCC